This is a messenger RNA of Penicillium lagena, 1407 nucleotides long. RefSeq names its product acyl-CoA dehydrogenase family protein. Gene Ontology annotation, molecular function: flavin adenine dinucleotide binding; oxidoreductase activity, acting on the CH-CH group of donors. The record is from RefSeq and is a predicted model, not a curated record. The transcript is spliced from 4 exons. NCBI's taxonomy places the organism in Eukaryota, Fungi, Ascomycota, Eurotiomycetes, Eurotiales, Aspergillaceae. Bases 1 to 1407 code for a protein of 468 amino acids.
AUGCGGAGAAGUGCAGAUGUACAUAAUAAAUAUGAGAGCUGCACAAUCCAUCUUUCUGCAUCAACACAUCCUCCAGGAACAAUGGCCACCAACUCGCCCAAUCCCAUCCCCUUCUCCGAGCCCCCAUACCUACGCGGGCUGCCGUCUCCGUACAUCACGCCCGCCCACCGGCAGUUCCAGCAAGCAUGCCGCAAGUUCGCCUGGGAGAACCUAAUCCAGCAUGCGCUCGAGUGGGAGCGCGAGGGGACCGUUCCCGACCACGUCUUCGGCACAUUCUGCAAGCAUAACAUGCUGCUGCCCAACAUGCCGGCGCCCUUGCCCGUCGAGUGGUGCAAGAAAUUGGGGAUCAAUGACAUCCUGGGUGUCAAGGUGGAGGAUUGGGAUUAUAUCUACACAGGCAUCUAUUGCGAUGAGAUGGCCCGGUCCGGCCUCUCUGGUCCCGGUGGCUCGUUGAAUGCUGGCUUUGCUUUUGGAAUCCCGCCGAUUGUCAAGUUUGGCAGUCGCCAGCUGCAGGAACGCUUCCUUCCCGAUCUCCUGACUGGCAAAAAGCGCGGUUGUAUUGCUAUCACGGAACCGGAGGCUGGCAGUGAUGUGGCCAACAUCGUCACGACCGCGACUAAGAGUGCGGACGGCAAACAUUACAUUAUCAAUGGAACGAAGAAAUGGAUCACCAACGGCAUCUGGUCAGACUAUGCUACCAUGGCCGUACGUACUGGCGGGAAAGGUCCCACCGGCCUCUCGGUGCUAGUGGUGCCUCUGAAGAACCACCCGGGUGUCAACAUGCGCCGACUCAAAGUCUCCGGGCAGGUCGCCGGAGGCACGACAUACAUCGAACUGGACGACGUCAAAGUUCCCGUCGAGAACCUGGUCGGUAAAGAAGGCGAUGGCAUGCGCAUCAUCAUGACCAACUUCAACCACGAGCGUCUUGUCAUCUCUGUUGGCGUCACUCGCUCGGCACGCGUGGCGCUGUCCGCUGCCUUUUCCUACUGCCUCAAGCGCGAGGCCUUUGGCAAGACGCUCAUGGACCAGCCUGUUGUUCGGCACCGGCUGGCGAAAGCUGGUGCGGAAUUGGAGACGAUGUGGGCGUGGGUUGAGCAGAUUCUGUAUCAGCUGUGUCAUCUCUCCAAAGAGGAGAGUGACCGCCAGCUUGGUGGGCUGACGGCGCUGGCGAAGGCCAAGUCCGCCAUGGUGCUGAAUGAGUGUGCUCAGUGUGCGGUUCUGCUGUUUGGCGGCAACGGUUUCACGAAGACGGGCCAGGGUGAACUUGUUGAAGCUAUUCUGCGCGAUGUCCCUGGGGCACGGAUUCCCGGUGGUUCGGAGGAUGUUUUGCUGGACCUGUCUGUCCGCCAAUUGGUCAAAGUCUACCAGGCUCAGGAGAAGAUGCUCUCCCAGAGCUCGAAGAUUUGA